AUGGCGACUCAUGUUUUGACCAACCCGGCUACCAACCAGAUUUCGGUCUAUGGUCAGCCCUCUCCAACCAACUCCGCCACCAACACUCCUUCCAACAAUUCCCCCACCUCCCCUCGCAUGACUACCGCUACCCUGCACCAACUGCCUCUGCAGUCGCGCCAGUUGCGUCCUCUUAAGGGUCCCCUCUAUGUUCCUGCAGCUCUUCGACCCACUGAGCGACCCCAGAAAUCGUCUCCCAUUACCCCACCCCGCAGCGUGCAUGGCUCUCUUGACAGCCUGAAUGAGGACUCGUCGGAACCUAUCACCCGACGCUCUACCAUGGAGAGCCAGUCCAGCGAAAUUAGCCAGAGCGCCCAGCAUGAGUGGUUGAAGAAUGAGCACCUGGGUGCCGUCACCGGUCUUCCAACCCGCACACACUGGAAAGCUGACUCUGCCUCUUACAAUUGUGAUUCUCCAACUUGCCGCUCCUCAUUCGGCAUCUUUCUGCGUCGCCACCACUGUCGUCACUGCGGUCAUGUCUUCUGCGCCUCUCACACACCUCACCUCGUCCCCCUUGACCAGGAUGCCCGCUUCCACCCCGAUGGUGUCCCCUCCCGUGCCUGCGAUCUGUGCUGGAGCGCCCACCAACGCUGGGAAGAGAACCGCUCCGACCGUCUGAACAAGAUCCAGAACACCAUCGAUGCUCAACAGAUUGGCGUGUCUGUUCCCGACUCCGAUGGCAUGAAUGCAGAGAAUCCCGAGUCCACCGUGGGCCAGACCGGCGAGGUCGCUGCUUCCGUUCCUCGUGACUGGAACUGGAGCACUUUCUAA
Penicillium expansum is the source of this 810-nucleotide messenger RNA. Its product is annotated as FYVE zinc finger domain-containing protein. Gene Ontology annotation, cellular component: ESCRT-0 complex. The record is from RefSeq and is a predicted model, not a curated record. The transcript is spliced from 2 exons. Gene Ontology annotation, molecular function: phosphatidylinositol-3-phosphate binding; ubiquitin binding; metal ion binding. Gene Ontology annotation, biological process: protein transport to vacuole involved in ubiquitin-dependent protein catabolic process via the multivesicular body sorting pathway; protein targeting to vacuole. Bases 1 to 810 code for a protein of 269 amino acids. NCBI's taxonomy places the organism in Eukaryota, Fungi, Ascomycota, Eurotiomycetes, Eurotiales, Aspergillaceae.